This is a messenger RNA of Symbiodinium natans, 324 nucleotides long. The record is from the annotation of a GenBank genome assembly. NCBI's taxonomy places the organism in Eukaryota, Dinophyceae, Suessiales, Symbiodiniaceae.
AUGGCCAUUUACAUGGACGACCGUACCAUGACGUCGUCUGCUGACAACAUGGCUCGGAAGCAUCAAGCUUGGAAGGAUUGGUCUGCUGAAACUGGUUUGGUGGAGUCCGACAACAAGGCUCAGUUCUCGGCCAGUUCUGUUGUCAAGAUGCGUGAGCUUGUGCGUUAUUGUCCGGCCGAUAGAUGCCACAGUGAUGUUGUUUCCUUGGUGUUGCUUCGCGUGGUAAACGCAGGGGUAACCAUGCCAAGGAACAUAAAUCGGUUGAUGACGGCUAGAGAGCGCAUGGCCAUCUUGGGCACCAUUCAGAGAAAAAUGCUAGCGUGA